AUGGCGGGACUGGCCACAGCCGCGGAUCAUCUCGGUCGCAACGCGCACCUCUUGAAGAGUCACUUCCAGAGCCAGACUUCGCAGAGCAAGAGCCACGCCAAGGAGCUCGGCAAGUACUUCCGCAAACAUGGCCGGGAGUUUGUCGCGGCAGGCGCUCGCAAGUCGUGGAACCGCGAUGCGGCAGCCUCCGCUGAUGACCGCAACAGCGAGAAAAGCACGAUAUCAACCCUACAGAGCUUUCAAGCUCCUCAGCCUGGGGACAUCUCCGUCGAGGCAAGUGUUGAAUUCACGUUUUGCAUUACUCCGCUCCAAUGCUACGGCUCCUGA
Messenger RNA from Effrenium voratum, 327 nucleotides. The record is from the annotation of a GenBank genome assembly. NCBI's taxonomy places the organism in Eukaryota, Dinophyceae, Suessiales, Symbiodiniaceae.